Messenger RNA from Phascolarctos cinereus (koala), 4361 nucleotides. It is a transcript of the gene MAP4K3, whose product is annotated as mitogen-activated protein kinase kinase kinase kinase 3. Lineage: Eukaryota; Metazoa; Chordata; Mammalia; Diprotodontia; Phascolarctidae. Gene Ontology annotation, cellular component: cytoplasm. Gene Ontology annotation, biological process: intracellular signal transduction; protein phosphorylation. Gene Ontology annotation, molecular function: MAP kinase kinase kinase kinase activity; ATP binding. The record is from RefSeq and is a predicted model, not a curated record.
GGGGCUGCGAGCGUCCUUCUCUCCCUGCGGGGGUACUAGGCUUGAGGCGGGGCGGGGCCGGGCGGGGAGGGGAGGUUGCGGACGGUUGGCCGAGCUAGGCGGUGGGGUGAGAGCGGACAGCGCGGCGGCGGUGGCGGCGGGCCCCGCGUGGAGCCGGGGCGAUUGUGACUGCCAGCCCCGGGAGCGGCGACGCGGAGGCAGAGGAGGCGGCGGCGGCGCCGGGCACAGAGCGGCGUCCGCUCUCCCUGUGUCCCCGGAGCGGCCCCCCCCUCCCCCGCCCCGGGAGGGAGGCGGGGGACCCCUCGGACCCGCCAUGAAUCCCGGCUUCGACCUGUCCCGCCGGAACCCGCAGGAAGACUUUGAGCUGAUCCAGCGCAUCGGCAGCGGCACCUACGGGGACGUGUACAAGGCUCGAAAUGUUAACACUGGUGAACUGGCAGCAAUUAAAGUAAUAAAAUUGGAACCAGGAGAAGACUUUGCAGUUGUACAGCAAGAAAUUAUUAUGAUGAAAGACUGUAAACACCCAAAUAUUGUUGCUUAUUUUGGCAGCUAUCUCAGGCGAGAUAAACUAUGGAUUUGCAUGGAGUUUUGUGGAGGUGGUUCUUUGCAGGACAUAUAUCAUGUGACUGGACCUCUAUCAGAACAGCAGAUUGCAUAUGUUAGCAGAGAAACUCUACAGGGAUUAUAUUAUCUACACAGUAAAGGAAAAAUGCACAGAGAUAUAAAGGGAGCAAAUAUUCUGUUAACAGAUAAUGGCCAUGUAAAAUUAGCUGAUUUUGGAGUAUCUGCACAGAUAACAGCUACAAUUGCCAAACGGAAGUCUUUCAUUGGCACACCAUAUUGGAUGGCUCCUGAAGUAGCUGCAGUUGAAAGGAAAGGUGGAUACAACCAGCUGUGUGACCUGUGGGCAGUGGGGAUAACUGCGAUAGAGCUCGCAGAACUCCAGCCUCCCAUGUUUGAUUUGCAUCCAAUGAGAGCAUUGUUCUUAAUGACAAAAAGCAACUUUCAGCCACCCAAGCUAAAGGACAAAAUGAAGUGGUCAAAUAGCUUUCAUCAUUUUGUGAAAAUGGCACUUACCAAAAAUCCAAAAAAAAGGCCAACAGCUGAAAAGUUAUUGCAGCACCCUUUUGUCACACAACCUUUAACCCGAUCUUUGGCUAUUGAACUUUUGGACAAAGUGAAUAAUCCAGAUCAUACCACUUACCAUGAUUUUGAUGAUGAUGAUCCUGAGCCUCUGGUUGUUGUGCCUCACAGAAUUCAUUCAACAAGUAGAAAUGUGAGAGAAGAAAAGACACGCUCUGAGAUAAACUUUGGGCAAGUAAAAUUUGAUCCGCCCUUAAGAAAGGAGACGGAGCCACAUCAUGAGCUGCCCGACAGUGACGAUUUUUUGGACAGUUCAGAAGAAAUAUACUACACUGCAAGAUCUAAUCUGGAUCUUCAACUAGAAUAUGGACAAGGACACCAGAGCAGUUAUUUUUUAGGUGGAAAUAAGAAUUGUACUCUAUAUAACGAUUCACUGGCAAGGAGUCUUUUGAAGUCUGUUGAAGAAGAAUUACAUCAGAGGGGACAUGUGGCACAUUUAGAAGAUGAGGAAGGAGAUGACGAUGAAUCUAAACAUUCAACUAUGAAAGCAAAGGUUCCACCUCCUUUACCACCAAAGCCUAAAUCCAUCUACAUACCACAGGAAACUCCUGCCAUUGAGGAUGAUAAUCAAGGAACAAUCAAGAGGUGUCCUGUGCCUGAGAGUCCAGCAAAGCCAUCACAAGUUCCCCCCAGACCACCACCUCCCCGGUUACCCCCACAGAAGCCUGCUGUUUUAGGUAAUGGACUGAACUCCUUCCAGCUGAAUGGUGAACGAAGUGGCUCAUUAUACCAGCAGCAGAAUGAAAAUAGGGGCACAAACCUUUCAAGGAAAGAAAAGAAGGAUGUACCCAAACCCAUUAGCAACGGUCUUCCUCCAACACCUAAAGUGCAUAUGGGUGCUUGCUUUUCAAAGGUUUUUAAUGGGUGCCCUUUGAAAAUUCACUGUGCAACAUCAUGGAUAAACCCAGAUACAAGAGAUCAGUAUUUGAUAUUUGGUGCUGAGGAAGGGAUAUAUACCUUGAACCUUAAUGAGCUACAUGAGACAUCAAUGGAACAGCUAUUUCCCCGAAGAUGUACAUGGUUAUAUGUAAUGAAUAAUUGCUUACUAUCAAUAUCUGGUAAAGCAUCUCAGCUUUAUUCCCAUAAUUUACCAGGACUUUUUGAUUAUGCAAGACAAAUGCAAAAGUUACCUGUUGCUAUUCCAGCACACAAACUCCCUGACCGAAUAUUGCCCAGGAAAUUUGCUGUAUCUGCAAAAAUUCCUGAAACCAAGUGGUGUCAAAAAUGUUGUGUUGUGAGAAAUCCUUACACAGGCCAUAAGUACCUUUGUGGGGCACUUCAGUCUAGCAUUGUUCUGUUAGAAUGGGUUGAACCAAUGCAGAAGUUUAUGUUAAUUAAGCACAUAGAUUUUCCUAUACCAUGUCCACUUAGAAUGUUUGAAAUGCUGGUAGUACCCGAACAGGAAUACCCUUUAGUUUGUGUUGGUGUUAGUAGAGGGAGAGAUUUCAACCAGGUGGUUCGGUUUGAGACUGUCAACCCAAAUUCUACCUCUUCAUGGUUUACAGAAUCAGACACACCACAGACAAGCGUUAUACAUGUAACCCAACUCGAGAGAGAUACCAUUCUUGUAUGCUUGGAUUGUUGUAUUAAAAUAGUAAAUCUACAAGGCAGAUUAAAAUCUAGCAGAAAAUUGUCAUCAGAACUUACAUUUGAUUUCCAGAUUGAAUCAAUAGUUUGCCUACAAGACAGUGUGCUAGCUUUCUGGAAACAUGGAAUGCAAGGAAGAAGUUUUAGAUCAAAUGAGAUAACACAAGAAAUUUCAGAUAGUACAAGGAUUUUCAGGCUUCUUGGAUCUGACAGGGUCGUGGUUUUGGAAAGUAGGCCAACUGAUAAUCCUACAGCCAAUAGCAACUUGUACAUCCUGGCGGGUCAUGAAAACAGUUACUGAGAAAUGUUGUGCAUGACACUUAUGUAUCAUAGAAAGAGAACACUACUGCUGCAACAUGAAUGGAUGCUUGAAGCUAUACACAAGCUACAGUCCCCUAGCUUCAGUGACUUUGUAAUUUAUUGUGGCAUGAGACAAAGAGGAGGAGAAAUGUUGUUUGUGUGGUAUGGAUGUGUCGAGCAUGUGUACCACACCAGUGCUUCAUUCACUAGUAUGUAAUCUUUGUACAUAGAGGCAGUAUUUUUCAGUGAAACUUGAUAGUACUGAUGACAUACACUAAGAAUUGAUGUAGAUAAUGGUCCUUUUAUGAUGUACAAGUGUCUUAUCUGUACAGAUGUAAAGGUUGAUGCAAAAAGGCCGUUGGGGGUACUACUUUAAGAACUCCUCUUUGGGUGUGGUUAUAUUAUAAAAUAGGAUCCUGGCAAUGAACACAUCUAACAACACUAUUGUGUUUUUAUUAUGUAAUUUAGUAAUACAACUAUAAAUCUUGUAACUUUUAAAAUUGUAACCGAGGCUGAAAUCAUUUUAUAAUCUUGGUUUUUUUUUAUUUUAAUGCAAGUACACUGGUGUUUAUAUUUGCACAAAGUAUUGAUAUGUGAUGUAUUGAGUCACAAAAGUAAGCUGUGACAUUGUCAAUAUGCAUUGGGCUUCAAAAUACCUUUUAAAAACUUAUUUGGUGGUUUUCUUUGUGAAACAAACCAAUUAACCACCUGUCGUAGUAACUGGUCUUUUUUAUAUUUAAGCAAAAUUCUUUAAGAUUGCUUCUCUGCUUAAAAAAACAAUACCUUCCAGAAUAGGUUUGGAUCACAGAAUAGCGGUACCAUGAUAUAACACUGCAAUCAUUGUUUGAAUUAUAGCAUACACAAUGAUAAAAUUAGCAUUAUUGAAAAGAGUCCACACUAAACAUUUCAUAUAAUCACAUUGAAGAACUAUAACAUUCCAUAGAGUGAAGUGGUUCAAAUUUCCUGUUGUAUUUUUACUUCUUUUGGCCUUUUGAUCAUUUUCAUAUUUGUUUUGAUUUAGUGUUAACACAUGGCCAAAAUAAUUUAGUUACUACCUCAUACAGACAAAUAAUGGUUACUACACAUCACAGGAAUUUAGUUUUGGUCAAAGUUAUCUUUGAUUGCUAUUUUCCAAUGGAAUAUGUAUAUACCAAGUUUUAGUAAAAUGCACACUUUGACUCUUUUUUUGUAUAUGUUCUUUAUAUUUUAAUGUGAGUAUAUACACUAAGAUCAAACUAAAUUGUGAUUUAUGGUCUUCAUUAAUGUGAUUGGUAAUGCUUUUGAAUAUGUUCCUUAUUGUACAUAUUGUAAAAUAAAAAUGUUUUUUAACA